Messenger RNA from Zophobas morio, 1110 nucleotides. RefSeq names its product metallophosphoesterase domain-containing protein 1-like. The record is from RefSeq and is a predicted model, not a curated record. Bases 113 to 991 code for a protein of 292 amino acids. Gene Ontology annotation, molecular function: hydrolase activity. The transcript has 5 exons. NCBI's taxonomy places the organism in Eukaryota, Metazoa, Arthropoda, Insecta, Coleoptera, Tenebrionidae.
CGUGGAUGAGUAAUACGGAAAACCAACCAGAUUAGUGGUGUGGUGUCAGUUAUCUGUCACGCAAAGUCGAAGCUCUGUGAUAACUUUAUUGAGAGCAGUCGCAAACAUAAGUAUGGAGAGUGCAAUCACAGUCCACCCUCUGUCCCACAACCCCACAGAAGCCUUCACCGAACUGUCAAAAAAACAAAAAUUCACCCUGCUACAAACCCCCACCGACAUUUCAACCCCUGUCCAGCCAGGACACGUCCGCAUCGUCUGCAUGAGCGACACCCACUCUGAAUACGACAAUUUCACCUUCAGGAUCAUACCAGACGGAGACAUCUUCAUCCACGCCGGAGACUUCAGCAUGUGGGGCGAAGACCACGAAAUAAUCAAAUUCAAUAACUGGAUUAAAUCUUUGCCUCACCGUCACAAAGUUGUGAUCGCCGGUAACCACGAGCUCAGUUUCGACGAAAAGUGCAUUUUCUUCACCACGUUUUUUCGAAAGCAUAAAGGGGAAGUUCGCGAUGUGAAGAAGCUUCUGACUGAUUGUAUUUAUUUGGAGGAUUCGGCGGUGACGUUGUGUGGACUUAAAAUUUACGGGUCUCCAUGGCAACCUGAACACGGAGGGUUGGCUUUUAAUCUACCACGUGGGCAAGCGAUUCUCGAAAAAUGGAACCAAAUUCCUGAAGAUGUUGAUAUUUUGGUCACGCACGGGCCGCCACUGGGGCAUGGCGAUAGACUCAUUUCUGGAGGGAGAGCUGGUUGUGUGGAGUUGUUGUCAACGAUUCAGAAACGCGUUAAGCCCAAGUUCCAUAUUUUUGGGCACAUACACGAAGGGUAUGGAAUAUCGACUGAUGGAACAACGACAUUUGUCAAUGCCUGCACAUGUAACCGUCACUACGUACCCAGAAAUUUGCCUAUUGUGUUUGAUAUUGACAGCAAAGACCACAGUUCUAGUAUACCGAAACACAGUAGCAAAGUAAGAAGUCAAACUUGUGUUAACCAAUAGAACUCGUCAUUUGGUUUUAACUGAUUUGGAGACUACGUACAAAUUUUAUGGCGACAAUAACAGAUAUUUAUGUAUUUUAGUGAUAUUUUUUAAAACUUAAUAAAUAUUGAUUUACUUAA